Messenger RNA from Ilex paraguariensis (yerba mate), 1053 nucleotides. The record is from the annotation of a GenBank genome assembly. Lineage: Eukaryota; Viridiplantae; Streptophyta; Magnoliopsida; Aquifoliales; Aquifoliaceae.
AUGCUUCUCCUCAAAGACCCCAAAUCAUACACACUGUUUGUGAUGAUCUCAAUCAUUGGGUUUGGGCAGAUCUUCUGUGUUCAUGGCCAAGCACUCUCCCAUGACUGCUCCAAUGACACAGCCACCACCACUUACCUAACUGACCGCACUUCCCUCUUGGACUCUUUGUCAUCCAGAGCAGCCUCCUCCAUGGACUUCUACAAUGAGACCUUCAAUGAUAUCCAUGGUCUAUUCCUCUGCAGAGGCGACGUUAACGCAUCUACUUGUCAGAACUGUGUCACCAGCGCCGGAGAAGAGAUCAGCAGGGUAUGCCCGUCGAACAAAACCACAAUCAUAUGGUAUGAUUUUUGCAUGAUCCGCUACUCAGAUAUCAACUUUUUUGGAGAACAACAAUCUCAACCAAGAUUGAUUUUAUAUAAUUCCCAAGGUAUUAAUUCGACUGAGGAUCCACAAAACUCUGCAGCUGCGAAUUUCAUAGAAUUUCUGAUAUCGGAAAGUCUGCUUACGGACAAACUGUACACUGCAAAUAGUUUGCCUAAUGGCAAUCAGGAUCGGUAUGGGAUGGUGCAGUGUACGAGAGACAUAAAUAAAACCGCUUGUGGAGAUUGUUUGAAACAGCUUGUCCUGACUAUACCACAAGGGAGCGUAGGGUGGCGUAUUUUGGGAGCCAGUUGCUAUAUCAGGUAUGAACAGUACAACUUUUCGCAACCAGCGGCAGCUCCACCAGCACCACCACCAAUUCUCCCCGCGCCUCCAAAUGAUCAAGGAAACGGAGGAUUGAAAAACACAACAAAAAUAUCAGUCAUCACUGUAUCAACGACAGCAGGUGUAGCCAUCUUGGGUUUCUGUGUUUACCUGUCUCUUCGCCGAAAAAGAGGACAGAAAGCAGAUCCUGAAACAGGGGAAGAAAUUUUAUUAGGAAGUGUGCAUGGGAGAGACCAGGACAAAAACGAAGAGAUGCAGUACUUCAACCUAGCUACCAUACAGGCUGCUACAGAUGAUUUCUCGGCAGCAAAUAAACUGGGAGAAGGUGGAUUUGGACCGGUCUACAAG